Molecule: messenger RNA, 1470 nt
Organism: Racocetra persica
Lineage: Eukaryota; Fungi; Glomeromycota; Glomeromycetes; Diversisporales; Gigasporaceae
Source: the annotation of a GenBank genome assembly
GAUGUUCGCCCGUACUGGGAAGAAGUUAUAGAAGAACGUAAGAAGAACAAUGUAAAAAGAACUUUUCGCACGAAGACACUUGAUAUAUAUGAAGUCGUAGGAGAGAAUGUUGGUGAGGAAAUCGUAAACGAAUGCAAAUCAUCAAAAAGGCUUAAAUGCGACAAGAAAGGACAACGGCAAACAAGAAGUGGAAGAAGGAUAGCUGAUAAUUAUCGUGAAAGAACUUCUUCCUUGUCUGAAGAAGAAAAUAAUCCGGACGAUGAAAUCGAUAUUUUCUUUCAAGAAAGUUCUUUUGGACUACAAUCGAAUUUUAUAAAGAAAUUGGAGGCAGAAGAUUCUGGUGUGGCGCAUAAACAGUCAUUGCUUCUCCCGUCACGAUUAAAGUGCUUUGCUGAAGCAUAUGAGAAAAUGGCUCACACUCGAAAAUGGCUUCUCUCUUCCAACAAAUGCGUUGAAGAUGUGAUCUUUAAUAAGGGAAUAAAACUAUCGAUUGAGUCACUGAUACAUUCUUGGGUAAUAGAUUUAAGUGACCCAGAGGUUGAAAAGUUGUUCACUGGUGAGGAGUGGCGUGAAAUUAAAAACGAAGUUUGUGAACUUCCAAAGGUGGAUGAAAAUUUUGCAAGAUCUCUUUCAAGAUUUAGGAAUGUUCGAACAACCGCUGACCUGAAAAUGAACCUUUUAAUCGAGAUAAUCACUUUGAUUCCGAAUGGGCAGACUUGCUUAAUUCAAUAUGAAAAUCCCGAUGAAGAACUUCAAAAAGAACAUUUGGAGGGCUGGUUUGACGCUGAUGUGUGGUCUAUAAUUAUAGAUUGUGCUUUCAAUAGCAUUCAGGGACUACAAACCGUUAGAAAAGAAUCAGCGAGCGUAGCUGUUGCUACAAGAAAAAAUAGAAAUAGGAAGAGAACAAGGAAACAAAGAGCAAAAAUGGGACGCCGUGGUGAUGGAAUUUUCCGAAUGUAUAGCGAUAAUACAGAGUAUGGUGCCAUUGAGGUGGCAAAAAAAUUUAUUUAUCAGAAUGACACAAAACGACUUGGAGAUGGAUUGAAACUUGGAAAGACAAUUCAUGACAUGUUGGUUUGUCUGGCUCGAAAAGUAAAGUUUGAUGAUAAAAAACUCAGAAAAUUGCAAGUUGUAGGUCUUUUACAUUCAGGGCUAAUGCUACAAACCGUUCGAAUGUCCAAUCCAAAAGGAUUUAUAUCGCUUCUUAAAAGAGAGGAACUUUAUGAGGUGCCGACAUCAGUUAGCCGACUUAGAGACUUAAUCAUGCUGUUAUGUGACGUGUGGAAAGCAAAGAAAAUGGUGACCGACUGUAUGAAUAUUGUAAAAGAACCAUCACCAGACUUAACAGAAGAGGAAUUUCUACGAAAUAUAAUUGGGGUUGAUAUGACGAUUUUGCAAAAACAAAAUCUAGCUGAUAGUAGUGUAAAAACACCACCACCUAGUUUUUUACCAUGGUCAUUUGACACUUGA